AUGUCAAUCUCUAGUGUUACUGGACUGGGUCUCUACAACUACGCGACACUCUCCAACACUGCAUCCUAUGCCGGGUCCUAUUCGUCUGGCCACUCUCGAGAUCCAUCAUACUCGAGGCGUCCGUCUGUACCUAUGAACUCCUACCCUGCAUCUAUGUAUUCGAGAGCCAGAAAUUCGACCGACUCGCGCGUUGACCCUUAUUCAUAUACCCGCACCAGCGAGUCUUCCCAUGCUACCAAGGCAGCUUCCGUCAACGAUGAAGCCAUACGCAAUCUUCUUAGAAAGCACAUAGACCGCAAGGACUCGGCAGAGCUUUCAUACUCCUCAUCUGAACGGCCCAGAUAUCACAGACAUAGCCAUCAAGCCUACCAUAGCCAUCAUCCAGACAGCCGCGACAACCGAUACAACAGCGCAUCCGCAAAAUCUCGCAGACGCUUGAGGCAUGUGGCGAGUCGACCAGAUCUGACUCUGGCACCUCCUCCCGCACGCAGCAAUGUUAUGGCCGUCAAAUCAACCAAAAAGAGCAACAACAUGGCCAGUUUGACUUGGCGACGCAUCAGUCAAGGAAUCAAGAUGGGCAAGUCCAAGAAGAGCGAGCAACAGACAGACCAAUCUGAUACGACUGACGCGAAGUCUAGAAGGAAAAGCAAAUGGAUGUUCUGGGCUAAGCAGGAACCUGGCUACACUGUUGAGGCUAAUGCUGCUCCUCCCAGCCCGCCAAAGCCCAGAGACGAGGUAGUUUCAAAUGUCAACACAAAAAGGAGACCCAGCAUUACUGACUGGCUUAAUGAAGACUCGAAUCCUCCCCAGUCCCCCACAACAUUGAAGCGUCUGUUUGAGGAGGAGUAA
Messenger RNA from Fusarium poae, 849 nucleotides. RefSeq lists its product as uncharacterized. Lineage: Eukaryota; Fungi; Ascomycota; Sordariomycetes; Hypocreales; Nectriaceae. The transcript has a single exon. The record is from RefSeq and is a predicted model, not a curated record. The coding region runs from base 1 to 849 and encodes 282 amino acids.